Molecule: messenger RNA, 2852 nt
Organism: Phytophthora nicotianae INRA-310
Lineage: Eukaryota; Oomycota; Peronosporomycetes; Peronosporales; Peronosporaceae
Exons: 1
Coding region: 1-2766 (921 amino acids)
Biological process (GO): transmembrane transport
Cellular component (GO): membrane
Source: RefSeq, a predicted model, not a curated record
AUGCCUCCAUCAGCUUCCCCGCCGUCUCCUGCGUCCGACGAGCUGUCGCUCAGCUGCCUCAGCGCUCUACUAUCGUCGCUAUGGACGUCAGCAUGCGAGGCUCGGCAGAACAUAACCCGGCAGCGGUUACUCUUCUUCCUCAAGCAACAUGUGCCCAUCUUGGAAUGGUUACCCUCGUACGAUAUCCGUGAAGACUUGCAGUUCGACUUGGUGUCAGGGAUUACAGUCGGCCUCAUGCUGGUACCCCAGGAAGUAUCCCUGAGUGCCAUUAUGGGGGUACCUCCCAUCUACGGACUCUAUACAGCAGCCGUUGUACCCAUGAUUUACCCAUUAUUUGGUACAUCCAGGGUACUCUCCGUCGCCAAUGGAGCGGAAGUGAGUCUACUCGUGGGCUCUGCUAUCAAGAAGGUGGAGAGUGAAGAAGAGAGGAUCGCUACCGGUAUUUUACUGAGCUUCUUGAGUGGCGUGGUGCUGCUCUUUAUGGGCAUGUUCCGUCUAGGAGUUAUUGCAGAUUUCUUCUCCAGACCAGUCAUGGGCGGCUUUAUCUCGGCUGGAGGAGUGCUCAUUAUGCUGUCCCAAGUCGCAAGUUGGUGGGGACUGGAAGUCAAGAGCAGAGAUUUACCGGUAUUGACGGUAUGGGAUUUGUUUCAACAUUUCCCAGAUCUCAAUGGACUGAGUUUUGUAGUGGGAGCAUUCUCGAUCAUGGUGUUAGUGGGGAUGCACGAGUUAAAGAGACGAGUGGUCAAAGAACUGGCGAGAGUCGAAGAAGAGUUUGAAGAUCAGUUCGCCAUUGAGACGUCCCGAGCUUUGAAUCAGCUGUCCAUGAGCAUGAGCUCAGCUAGUGGGGAUAACGGCGAUAUGGACGAGGAUGAAGAGGACAGUCAAGAUGCCAAGGACGACCGACGAACUGCGACUUACGAGGGUGAUAUUGAGCUAGGAGACGUCCCGAAGCCCAAGAAGCGGCAACCACGGAAGAAUGACGACGAAAUGGGUGUAGACAAUGUGUCGGUCUCGCCACGUGGCUCGAGGUGGGCAGAUUUACCGGCGGUGUUUACGACAGGAUCUCUACGACGUCGUGACUACGUGUUGUCUUCUCCUUGGGGCUCCUCACGUAACAGUCGGGACCUUGGCUCGAAUGAUUUGGACUUGGCUCGGUCAUGUCGUCAGAGAGAUUUAGCUGCAAUUACCCGUAGCAACCGUCAUGGACGUCUGGACGACGAAGGUGUGGGCUUUUCUCUUUCGGAUGAAGACUACAUUACGAUCGAGAGGCCUCUAGAUUUUGGUACACGACCUGAUGGCGCUUCUGGAAUGCCACGUUCGAGUUCUGAUGAAACUUCAGCUCGUCCGCUGCCUCGAAUGCACCCAACGCAACCAAAAGUGGAGAGACCUCGACGCACCGACGACAAUGAUGAUGACGCAGAGGCUAAAGCUGAGGCUGAAAUGAAGCGGCGUGUGAAGGAACUUGCAUCUCCUGCGAAAUCUGAGACUGGAUCGGAAUCGGACUCAACAACUGCAUUAACUGGUCGCAUGUUGGCGGCAUCGUCGACGUCGAUUCGUAUAUUACGCUCCAAGAUGGCUGUUCUAAUCGCACUCCGGUUAGUGUGCGAUCUUGGCGCGUUUAUGGUGUGUUUACUUGGCGGAAUUGUGGGCUACUUGGCACCAGAAGGGUCCCUCAACCUAGCUGGAGACGUUCCUGGUGGAUACCCAGCACCCAAGAGACCGUGGUAUGGAUUCAGCGAGAACAUUAUCGAGGCCGAUCGACUGUAUCAUCUCUUCAUUGAUACGCUCUCAAUCGCUAUCAUCUCGUACAUGUGCAGUGUCGCUAUGGCCAAGCGUCUGGCUAUCAAGGAAGGCUAUCGCAUCCGACCAAACCAGGAGCUCAUUGCGCUCGGAUUCUCCAACCUUGUAGGCUCGUUCUUCCAGGGAAUGCCGUCCACUGGCGGACUCUCGCGUACGGCCGUUAACAUGCAAAAUGCGCGAACGCAACUCGCGAGUGUCAUCACUGUACUCGUCGUGGUGCUCGUGCUGUACACGGCCACGUCAGCGUUGGCUUAUCUGCCGAAGGCCAGUCUAGCGUCCAUCAUUAUCGUCGCGGGAUACUCACUCAUUGAACUGAAGGAAGCCAAGUGGCUGUAUCGAGUCAAGCGAGACGAAUUCUACGUCUGGCUGGCGUCGUUCGUGCUCUCGUGCGUACUCGGCGUGCUUCCUGGUCUUCUGUCCUCCAUUUUCUGCUCUCUGAUCGCUGUGAUCUACAAGACUCGUCGCCCUACUGUAUCCAUGUUGGGCGAGGUGACGGACGAGGAGACUGGAGAGAAUCGAAUCGUGGAGCUCGACAUGUAUCCGGACACUGCUCGUCGUUUAUCGGAUGUUGUGGCGAUUCGUGUGGAAGGCGCCUUGUACUUUGCCAACUGCGAGUACAUUGAGCGUGUGGUGGAGCGGGAGGUUAGAAAGCGGCAUGAAACGGAGGGUGUGGCUGUGCGUGGUGUGGUGAUUGACGCAGCUUCUAUCAUGGACUGGGACUCGACAACAAUUCAGAUGAUGAAACAUUUGAAGGCUGAACUGCGAGGACAAGGCAUCAUGCUGGCUAUUGUGAACGCGCGAGAUCGACUUCAGCACUUGCUGGGGACAUCCGAGUUCCUCGUGGGUAUUGUGCACAAUGACGCUCGUAUUGGCUUUACGGAGGCCAUUAAGGCUAUCCGCGAGGAAGACAUGCCACCGGAUGAGAGUCAGGCAUUAACUCGGUCUUCAAGAGUGCACAGCAUUUAGCAGAUCGAGAUGUGUGAUGGAUGACCUAGCAGCCUAGAACUGACAAUUUGUCGCUGUAAUAAUGAAAUCUAUGCUGGUCGUUAAGG